ACCAGCAAUUUCGGGCCAUCGAUAAACGAAUUUAGCGUUAGCAGGAAAAGGAACUAAGGAAGACCACUCUUUCUCUCCAUCCAUUACUGGGUUUUGGACGACCAGAAGAUGGCAAUUUCUUUAAAUUCAGUCAUGAGCUUCAACUCUUCGAAGCUGGAACCCAAGUACCAUGAUGCCUCAAGAUACCCUGUUGGAGCUUCCCUGCCAAAGGCCACUAAGCUCACACUAUUCUUGGUAACAUCAGCACGAAGAAUGCAUGCCAAGGAAAAACCCCGGCACCGUCUUUCAGUUGCAGAUAGUGAUCAGCUUGCCGCAGAUGCUGAUGGCAAAAAUUCUUCUGGUGAUGCUGGAGGAUCACCGGCUAAUGAUCAGUCACCAUCCAUAAAUCCACCUCUAGAAAAUGUCCAGUUCCAAGCUAGUGCUAAUGCCAAUCCCAAAUCAAAAUCUCAGACAUCGGAGGUUUCCAAUGGGCCAGCUGUAUCUCCUAACUUACAAUCUACAACGAAAAAAUCUCCUUUGACUGCAAGAGAGAGGCUUAGGGCAGCUCGAGUCCUUAGUAGGUAUACAGAAUCAAAAGAAUCUUCUAAUAAGUCAGACAUGGGAAGUAGAGUGUUGGAUGCUUUAAAAGAGAGUGAUCGUGGGAAGAAAAGGUCAAGGCUUCCGGAAGCCCCUACAAAUUUAUUUGAUGACAACAAAAGGGGGUUGCCCAAGCCAGGAUGGACCUUCCAAUUUCCUGGGGGUUUUGAUCUGUUUAUCAUUGCCUUUUCAUUUGUUUUUAUCAGUACUUUGAUGUUUGCAACAACUUACAUCGUCUGGAAAGUUGGUGCGAUCCAUUUUAAUGAGUACUGAGAUGAGGAGUUGGUAACUGUCCACCAGACACACAAAAAGUUCAUAGAUGUGUGGGAUGAAUAUGCUUGUUUGGACAAGCUUCAGCUUCUUCAAGGCCUGAUGAAGUGAAGUGAGGAACUGAAGAUCAGUUUUUCUGAUUAUAGAUUAAGAUACUUGACACUUGUUAUCUCUUGGGAGGUAGGAUUAAGAUUUGCUUUAUGCAGGAUGUACAAGUGAGUGAUCAAAUACUAGCUUGGUCUUAAAAUGCCAUGUAUAUGUAUCUAGUCCUUUGCAGUUGUUAUAAUGCUUCCCUAGACUCUUCUUUCC
Prosopis cineraria is the source of this 1155-nucleotide messenger RNA. RefSeq lists its product as uncharacterized. Gene Ontology annotation, cellular component: chloroplast thylakoid membrane. The record is from RefSeq and is a predicted model, not a curated record. NCBI's taxonomy places the organism in Eukaryota, Viridiplantae, Streptophyta, Magnoliopsida, Fabales, Fabaceae.